AUGCACACAAGUACACCUACUGAUAAUUGGGAGGACGAGCAGAUGAUAACACAGGGAGAUGAAGAAGAGGAUGAGCUGGCUAUUCAGAGUCGCGGUCCAGUGAUUCAGGACCCAGAAAGACCCUCUCCUGACGAUGUAGAGGAUGAGCCAAUGAUACCAGGUUCUUCGGAUGAAGAAGACAAGGACAGGCUGGCUAUUCAACAUGGGGUUUCAGGGACACAGGGCCAUACAACUCCUUCACAAGGGUCCUCUUCUGAAGACAAAUCCCUAUCUCCCAUAUUAGCUAGUCUCCUUAAACUUGUUGGAGAAACCAGUACUUGGUCCCCAAAUCUCUCAAACUUUGAUGAGAAACUCAUUGAUACCUGGAUCAAUGAGGACAUGUUCACGGAUGAAAUACAAAGUCCCACAGGAAAGAAAGGUCUUCAUGAAGAUGAACCUGACUCAAAGGUCAAGGCAUUUGCACCUUUUACUGAUCUACCUCGCCAACACAGUAAAAUUUUGGACUUUCCAAGCCUAGAUUCUUCUAGAAGACUUUUGCUCCACUAUGAAUCUUAUGCAAGUUGCCAGCCUUUCACUAAGGACAAAAGCACCCUUGAGGACAUUGAAGCCAUAAUUUCCAAAGUUCACCAGACAGCAUCUACUGAUGGGUGUGAAUUUGGACUGGGUGCCCGUUCAAAGCCAUUUCCAAUCUUUGAAGUUGAGUACUCUGACUUCAAUUCAUCUCUCCUGUUCCCAAAGGCCCGCAAACAGAGGAUUUUUCACAAUCAACACAUCCUUAUCCAUAACGCUCCCUGCCCAGACUCUAGUGAGCUCAAAUUUGACCCACUCACCUUCAGUGAGCACCUAGGAUCUGUAUCUGAGCUCAGGAUGCUCCAUGGUCAAUGCCACUUUAUUGGAGGAGUCGGAGCUGAAAAAGGAUGCCAACAAGGUUCAUUCCUCGGAACAUUGUCUGAUGUCAUCCUGGCCACCCAGAAUCCUCGGGGUGAAAUCCUCAACUGUCUUGACCUUCCUCUUUCACCUGAUCACUUCCCUCCCCCCCGAGGAUUAUCUACUGACUCUGCAGUCAGGCAGAGGUUGAAUGGAUAUUUUACGCACUGCAAGCAAUGGGGUCUGGCUGCAACAGCUUAUGCGACUCAUAAGGGCCAUGUUGAUGUCUCUGGAUAUGCUACCUAUGUACGAGUUUUGGUUGGAAAAAAGUACUGGAUUGUGGGGUACCCAAGGACACCAGGUGGCUUUGGUUCCAUAGAUUCCUUUAGGCAAGGGUAUGAGGCCGACCUCAGUAACAGUCAACAAUGGGCCAUUCACAGUGUAAUCCUAGAGCCAGGUGACAUUUUCAUCAUGUCUCCAUGCACCCCACACUUUGUGCUUACCUUAGAACCAACUAUUUGCCAAGGUGGACACUUCUACUGCUGUCAAACUAUGGAAGCCACAGGAUCUUACCUCUUUCAAACUUUUAUCACUGCUAACUGGCUCACAAACAAGCCUGAUGGUCCCUCCAGGCAAAAUUUGCACAUUAUCAUAGAAGGUUGGGCACAGUCCAUCCUCACAAUGCCAAAAAACUACCUGGAACUUGUUGAAAAAGCAAAUCAAAGUGAAUCUCGAGUUAUUCACCACCUCCCCAACUUUACACUCUUUGAUGACAUCCAUGGAUUUUUUAUGCUAUGGAGCAUAGCUCUGUUUGGUCCUGUGCUUGAUUACAGACUAUAUGUGGACAAGGAGGCUCACAUGCAGGACUGGGUUUUUGACAACUAUGACUUAGUAUCCACAUCACCUGCCUCUGCUCAGUGCAAGGCUCUUCUUGUUCACAAGGUCCAGGCAUUGAAAAGAGGCAUCUCUGAAGAACUGGGGUCCAUCACUGCUAAAAAAAUCAGAAACACUAUAACCUACUAUCUUGAGGAAUUCAUGGAAGGAUGGGACCAGGAUCCAAAGAACCUGACCUAUGCAUUGAAGCCCCAUGCAGAUGGUCUCGAGUAUAUCAUACAAAGGAAGCUAUAAAGUAAUACAUAUGUCGGAUUUGGCCUAAAUUAAGGUCAAAAAUUGUUGCCCAAGUUCACCAU
This is a messenger RNA of Lentinula edodes (shiitake mushroom), 2057 nucleotides long. RefSeq lists its product as uncharacterized. Lineage: Eukaryota; Fungi; Basidiomycota; Agaricomycetes; Agaricales; Omphalotaceae. The record is from RefSeq and is a predicted model, not a curated record. The coding region runs from base 1 to 1995 and encodes 664 amino acids. The transcript has 12 exons.